UAACACCCAAUAGAAGCCAAGCCAAGCCAGCCCUAGCCAAGCCGACGUCAUAGCCGACGUCACAGCCCCCUCCAGCCGCACGAAAGCCUGUGCGCGCCCCACUGCGGCCGCAGUGGAGGGAACAGCCACGCCUGCCUAUAAAAGUCUAGCCGCAAGUUGAUUCGUCUCUCAUUUCUGCUAUAACUUUUGUGUAAGGCGUUACUCUGCCCGUUUGUGAUUUGAAAUAAAAUAAAAAUAAUCAAAGUGUCCACGUAUUUAAUUUAGCCCUUCAUUAUACUCAGAAGUGGCAUAAGUGAUCCACAAUGAUAAGAGUAAUACGACGAUCUGCAGAACGCAAGAAACGAUUGCGACCUCCGGAUGAAGAGCCCCCAACCUCGCCGAGCGUACAGCCAGAAGCUGAAGAUCCAGAUGAAGACGACUCGCCACCUGCUAAGAAGCUUCUCAAAAAUCUGCUAGUGCAAGAGGUAGAUCGAGCCCUAAAUGAUCUGAAUAAUGAGACGCCAGUGUAUCUGCGUUCAAAGCAUCGUGCAGCAUCAUUGAUACCAGAGUUCGAUCCUGAUAGUGAAGAAUGUACUGUCACCUCGUGGUUAAAAAAAAUAGAGCAACUGGGAGACAUUCACGACUGGGAUGAAAAAACUAUGUCAUUCCAUCUGCAAGACAAACUACGAGGGCAAGCAAGAAAAUGGUACAACCGCCUUGAAGAUUAUAAUUAUUCGUGGACAGAAUGGAAAAACAUGUUAUUACGUGCAUUCCCAAAACACCGAGAUUUCGCAAGUAUGCUAGAAGAAAUGAUCAACCGGAAGAAACUAGCCUCAGAAAGCAUGACGAAGUAUUAUCAGGAAAAAAUAGCCAUGUGCUUCCGGUGUAAACUAUCCGAUCAGGCCAGCGUGUCAUGCAUCAUACGCGGCCUGCCACCAUCUCUACAGUCAAAUGCAAGAGCUUUCCAAUGUGAUCGACCUGACGAGCUAUACGAAGGCUUCCUUGCAGCAUUUGACGACUACCGUGCACCAGUUCCUGACCUACGAGGAAGCAUAAAAGAUGGACCUCGUCAGAUUUCAGAGAAAAGACCUAUGUCUAUAAAUCCAGAUAUUGAUCCGUGUCCUCGCUGCAAGAAAACAGGGCACAUGGUACGAUUUUGCCCUUUACCUGAUCAACGUACUUGCUACAAAUGUGGGAAUCAAGGUCAUAUUGCGCCAAAAUGCCCAGGAGCCAGUAAACCAAGUAUUUCGACCAGUAAUGACGUCAUCAAAGAAAUUAAGCUGAUACAAAACUACAACGAGAUUUACAAGAAAACUGUGAAGGUAAAUGGCAUUUUUGUGAAAGGUUACCUCGAUACCGGAAGUCAAGUAAACGUCCUAUCAACUCAAGUAGCGGACGUUUUGAAUUUAUCAGUUACUAAAACCAAUGUACAAUUAAAAGGAUUUUCCGGUGGAAUUAUAACGAGCCGGGGUGAAGUUGAAUUCAAAUUGGAGAUAGACGGCUUACAAAUAGAUUGCAAAGCCUAUUUGUCAGACAUGGACAUGAAUGGGGUAAAUUUGUUGAUUGGCCAGCCCGUGAUAAACAAUGAAGGUUUUUCGCUAAUUGUACAUAAUGGUACAGCCACUCUCAAGCAAGAUUGUAAUUUCUUAUCACGCGUCGAAGCCGAAGAAAACAGCCGCUUCAAGGUCGUGACAGCUGAUAAGGAACGUUUGCCACGUGGAAUUUCAAUAGUGAAAGUCCACAUACUGGGAAAUAAGGAAGGAAAUGACGUCAUAACGCCUGCCCGUCACUUCGAGUUGGGAGCUAAGUCAUACUCCUUACCGGCUUCCGUGCUCCGAGGCAGUCAAGGGUACAUGAAGAUCAUCAACGUCGGGUCUGAGGAGAUCACGUGGCAGCCAGGCGAGGUGCUGGUGCGAGCUGAAGACUGCGAGCAGACAUCCCUUGAUCACCAGGACAGACAGGAUGGCCGAAUGUAACACCCAAUAGAAGCCAAGCCAAGCCAGCCCUAGCCAAGCCGACGUCAUAGCCGACGUCACAGCCCCCUCCAGCCGCACGAAAGCCUGUGCGCGCCCCACUGCGGCCGCAGUGGAGGGAACAGCCACGCCUGCCUAUAAAAGUCUAGCCGCAAGUUGAUUCGUCUCUCAUUUCUGCUAUAACUUUUGUGUAAGGCGUUACUCUGCCCGUUUGUGAUUUGAAAUAAAAUAAAAAUAAUCAAAGUG
Molecule: messenger RNA, 2198 nt
Organism: Plutella xylostella (diamondback moth)
Lineage: Eukaryota; Metazoa; Arthropoda; Insecta; Lepidoptera; Plutellidae
Source: RefSeq, a predicted model, not a curated record